AUGAAGUUUGUUUGUUUUUGUACAGCUUUGUUUGUUUGUUUGUGUACAGCUGUGGUGAGCACGGUGGAGGUGAUGGUGGGUAGCACAGCAUCUCUGCCUUGUAAAGCAACUCUACAUCCACACAGUGAUUCACCAAACUUGCUGCUCUUCUACAGACACGCGUCUAAUAUCCCAUUUUUCAGUUACGAUGCUCGUAACGGAGACUUCUGGCGUGUUGGCGUCUGGAAGAUCCGUGACUCUCGCUACGACGGUCGCGUCUCCUUGAACGUAACGCAACCUGAGCGAGUCCACCUGAACCUACAGAGUGUGACCCUGGAGGACCUGGGUGACUUUACUUGUCGGGUGGACUUCCUUAGUUCACCCUCACUCACCUCUGUUGUCAAACUUAAGGUCUAUGCCAGGCCGAGCAGAGGUCCCGUAGUGAAGGUGGAUGGGAGUGCUGGAGAAGUGGAAUCUUCAGUCAAGUUAUGUUCUGACAUGGGACCCUUCCAUGAAGGAGAGUUACUUAACUUAUCGUGCACCGUCACUGGCGGUUUCCCAGCGCCGAGAGUAACGUGGUGGCAUGGUACGAAUCUGCUAGAUAACACCAGUUACCUUGUGAGCAGUAGCAGCAGCAGCAGCAGUAGCAGCAGCAGUAGCAGCAACGUCAGUGAUGAUCUACCAUACACUGUGAACGACGUGAUGGUAGGACCCCUCACAAGGGACCUGGUACAAGUGCCUUUCACUUGUACGUCAGAAAAUAACCCGCUCUCUCCUCCUAUGGACUGCACCAUCCAUCUUAAAAUACACAUGGCACCACAGAUGGUGGAGUUAACGAAGGCAGCAACAGUGCAGGCAGGAGUGGAGGAGCGUCUUCAUUGUAAGGCCCGGGACGCCUUCCCUGAAGCCAACAUUACCUGGACGCUGGACGGCAAGAAACUUAAUUUUACUACAAAAGAGACGCGGCAGGUCGGGAGGGACACAGUGUCAUGGGUUACAUUUAUCGUCACACACAAGGAGAACGGUGCAGUGCUGACGUGUACAGCUUCGUCUUCUACACUACCAGAUCCUCCUGUCUCCACCAGUACCACACUUAAUGUUACACACGCUCCACUAGUACGUCUGCAGCUGGGGUCGUCGCUAAGACCACAUCACAUACGUCAAGGAGAUGAUGUGUACUUUGAGUGUCAUGUGGUGGCCAACCCUCCAGUCCAGCGCAUCACCUGGUACAAGGAGGAGAAGGAGGUUCGACACCACAAGAGAGCAGGGGUGCUGGUGGGAGGAAGGAAUUUGGUGUUGCAGAGUGUUGAGCGACCAGACGCCGGUACCUACACCUGCAAAGCUGGCAACACUGUAGCAACAUCUCGUAGCAACCCUCUCACGCUCAGUAUACAGUAUGUGCCGAUGUGCGCGCAGGAGCGCAGGAUGGUGACAGCAGUGGAGGGGGAGGUGGUGACGCUACAGUGUACAGUGGAUGCUUACCCAGCUAACCUGACCUUCAACUGGCUCUUCAACAACACUGUGGACUCCACCAGCUUCAGGCCCGGUGAGUACACUGUGACUGGCUCCAUGUCCAGGCUUCGUUACGUAGCCUACUCUGCCAGGGACUACGGCACAGUCUUCUGCUGGGCCUCUAACAUCGUGGGUCACCAGAAAGAUCCUUGCGCCUUCACACUUCAGCCCGCAGGUGCUCCUGACAGCGUCAGAGAUUGUGUACUGACCAAUCAGUCAGUGGGAUCACUACACAUCACCUGUCAGCCAGGAGCUGACGGUGGACUGACACAGACCUUCAGGUGAAGCGAGGUAUACAUGGGAGGGUCAGCUAAGCCAGUCAGAGUCCUAGAAGGAAGGUCUCCCAACUUCACUCUCGGGGGUCUUGCUCCAGGGGAAGACUAUGUGGUCACCCUCACUGCUAUCAACCGCAAGGGUUUAUCUCCUCCUGUGUCCCUGGAGGCUUUCACUCUUAAAGUGGCAGAGAACAGGUUGAUGUCUUCCCGUGUCGUGGGGACAGUCUCUGGAGUGUCCAACAUACAGCCAGAGCCCGAGGAGUCUGCUGCUGGGGCAGUGUCUCCACUCCUGGGAGUUUUCUUGGGAGUUGUUGGAGUCUUCCUCCUUGUUGUCACAGCUGCCGUCUUCAUCACCCGUCGUCAGUGUUCCCGCGGGGCUGCACGUACUCCAGACCUGGUAGCUGGACAAGGGAUGAAGUGUAGCCAGGUGUUGACCAACAAUGUUACUGAUGCAGUGUUGUUUGCACCAGGGAUGGAGUGUAGCCAGGUGUACACCAACAAUGUUACUGAUGCAGUGUUGUUUGCACCAGGGAUGGAGUGUAGCCAGGUGUACACCAACAAUGUUACUGAUGCAGUGUUGUUUGCACCAGGGAUGAAGUGUAGCCAGGUGUUGACCAACAAUGUUACUGAUGCAGUGUUGUUUGCACCAGGGAUGGAGUGUAGCCAGGUGUACACCAACAAUGUUACUGAUGCAGUGUUGUUUGCACCAGGGAUGGAGUGUAGCCAGGUGUUGACCAACAAUGUUACUGAUGCAGUGUUGUUUGCACCAGGGAUGGAGUGUAGCCAGGUGUUGACCAACAAUGUUACUGAUGCAGUGUUGUUUGCACCAGGGAUGGAGUGUAGCCAGGUGUUGACCAACAAUGUUACUGAUGCAGUGUUGUUUGCACCAGGGAUGGAGUGUAGCCAGGUGUACACCAACAAUGUUACUGAUGCAGUGUUGUUUGCACCAGGGAUGGAGUGUAGCCAGGUGUGCACCAACAAUGUUACUGAUGCAGUGUUGUUUGCACCAGGGAUGGAGUGUAGCCAGGUGUACACCAACAAUGUUACUGAUGCAGUGUUGUUUGCACCAGGGAUGGAGUGUAGCCAGGUGUACACCAACAAUGUUACUGAUGCAGUGUUGUUUGCACCAGGGAUGGAGUGUAGCCAGGUGUACACCAACAAUGUUACUGAUGCAGUGUUGUUUGCACCAGGGAUGGAGUGUAGCCAGGUGUACACCAACAAUGUUACUGAUGCAGUGUUGUUUGCACCAGGGAUGGAGUGUAGCCAGGUGUACACCAACAAUGUUACUGAUGCAGUGUUGUUUGCACCAGGGAUGGAGUGUAGCCAGGUGUACACCAACAAUGUUACUGAUGCAGUGUUGUUUGCACCAGGGAUGGAGUGUAGCCAGGUGUACACCAACAAUGUUACUGAUGCAGUGUUGUUUGCACCAGGGAUGGAGUGUAGCCAGGUGUACACCAACAAUGUUACUGAUGCAGUGUUGUUUGCACCAGGGAUGGAGUGUAGCCAGGUGUACACCAACAAUGUUACUGAUGCAGUGUUGUUUGCACCAGGGAUGGAGUGUAGCCAGGUGUACACCAACAAUAAAAGGGAUGUCAUCCACAACUCGGCUCAACUGAAAGAAGCUGAACAAGUACAAGUCAGGUCUGAGUGCAGUUCAGGUACAGCGUCUACUCCAGGCAGUGUGGGUAGUGGGUCGGUAUUCACAAUACCCGCCCACAUCCCACCCCCACCACAAUAUUGUUCGGCUGCUUGUAGCGACCUGUCACCCACCCAGCACGCACUGCAACACUCCUCUCAACCCCAACACACUACCUCUUGUUCUCCAGGUAUCCUGCACUCCAGCCCGUGCUUCUCGCUUACCCAGCACACGCUCCAACAAUCCUCGGAUAGUCAUAUCAGUCUGCAACAUGCUCAAGGUAUCCCGCACACUUUGGAAGGAUCAUCUACUUUAGAGAAUUACGUGCAGCUGUCUUCCUCGCUGGAGAGUGGUGCAGGGUGUUACCCAGCCAGAGCAUCGCCACUAGUACCUAUCCAGCACCAUGGGCCUCUCGUCUCCACCACAGAGACAGAGGAUGCCAUGCAGUGGCAGCUGGAGCUUCCUCAUGGACCAAACCCAGUAGCUGUCCACUAUGUGCAGCUUCAUCCAGGUUUAGCUGGGGACGCGCCACCCACUUAUGCCACAACUCACAUGGGAUCCCAACUCACUAUUACUCCAGCUAACAUAAGCAACCCUUCGGCGCAUAUGGAAGCAUCGCAUCACAUGGGUCCCGGGGCCAGGAUUAGCCAAGAGGCAAAAGGAACACAACCUCAGAUGUCUUUAGUGUCACAGAAAAGUAGAGAGUACGCUGAUAAGCUCCCUUACAUGGUGUCACAGAGCAGUAUAGAACAUAAAAGUGAGCCCUCUAACACGGUGUUACAAGGCAGUGUAGAGUAUAUUGGGAAGACCAUGAACAUACACUCUAGUCCUAAGAGCAGAGCCAGGCACAUCACCUGGACUGGUGGCUCUGCUCAGGGAGAGGAAAGUUCUGUAUAA
Cherax quadricarinatus is the source of this 4299-nucleotide messenger RNA. NCBI's taxonomy places the organism in Eukaryota, Metazoa, Arthropoda, Malacostraca, Decapoda, Parastacidae. The record is from RefSeq and is a predicted model, not a curated record.